Pteropus alecto (black flying fox) is the source of this 4778-nucleotide messenger RNA. RefSeq names its product interleukin 1 receptor accessory protein (gene IL1RAP). The transcript has 13 exons. The record is from RefSeq and is a predicted model, not a curated record. Lineage: Eukaryota; Metazoa; Chordata; Mammalia; Chiroptera; Pteropodidae. The coding region runs from base 1097 to 2842 and encodes 581 amino acids. Gene Ontology annotation, molecular function: interleukin-1 receptor binding; interleukin-1 receptor activity. Gene Ontology annotation, biological process: signal transduction.
CCAAAGGGGGAAAAAAGAAAGUGCGGCGGAAAGUAAGAGGUUCAUUGUGGGAAGACUGGCCGGAUCAGGGUUCCCGGGACUCUGCUUCGGCCAGACGCAGGGAAAGAAGCGGUGCCGGGCGACCCUGCGUCCAUUCUUGCCCCUUUCGCUGCUCCCUCUCUGCCUCCCAAGAAAGAAGGCCAAACUGAGGCACAGAGCAAGGCAGAAGCUGAGAUAGAUCGCACAGCUAGUUAGUGCUGUAGCCAGGACUCGAACCCACUGUCCAGAGCCCCAUCUUUGCUUUGUACGGAUUUAAGUAAUGCAGUUGUGGGACGGCUGCUCGUUGCCGCACCCCACUUCCAGCCCUUUAAGGGCUCUUCCCUGAUAUACCUUCGCCUUGGUUUCUCCAGACCGCUGCUGUGAGCGGUGCGGAUAGAAGAGGGCAGUGUGUCCCAGACUGUAUCACGUCGUUUCUAGCUUGGACCUUUAACAGCCUGGGUAAAGGCUGCUUGCAGCUUCGCUCCCUCCUCCCCUGACCUGCUUUCUCAGAAAGAUGCCUGCCCUUUCAGAGGGUGUCUGUGAAGUUCUUGGUGGACUCGGUGGAGAGGUGAGGGAUGCCUGGGCGCCAGUGACUUUGUAUGGUUCUCGCAGUUCUCUCUCAGCCCUGGGAGGAAGCGGAGCUGGUGGUCCUGUGGGGUAUACGAUGCCGCUUAUUUAGAAAGAGCUGCCUCCGUGGAGCCACAGCUCUUCUCACUUUUAAGUAGUUGGAGAGAACAAGGAAACCGAGUUAAACAGAAAAAUCACAAACAUAAAGAGCAAACUUCUGCCGUUUCCUUUAAGAGUCUGUCUCCAGCUUGUCUUUCCUCCACCCCCUGGCGAAAUUGUGAACCACAGCGCCUCUCAAAGCGUUUCUGCUACUCAGCUCUACGGAUCCUCCGGUUAACAACCGGCGACGAGGAGAUUUACCUGGUUUUGACUUAAGCUCUGCAGCGUUUUAGCAGUCUGAACUUGGCUUUUAGGUCCAUGAAGCUCUGAUCUGAGGUAUCCUUUAUUGGCAAAGGAGUCUUGAAUUCGAUGAGAAUUAGGAAGACAAGAGGAGACACUGAAAGUUCCAUCCAUGCUGCAGACUGUUGUUGAGAAGAUGAGACUUUUGUGGUGUGUAAUGAGUCUCUCCUUCUAUGGGAUCCUGCAAAGUGAUACUUCAGUUGUUCCAGAACGCUGCGAUGACUGGGGACUAGAUAUCAUGAGGCAGAUCCAAGUGUUUGAAGAUGAGCCAGCUCGCAUCAAGUGCCCGCUCUUUGAACAUUUUUUGAAAUAUAACUACAGUACAGCCCAUUCAGCUGGCCUUACUCUAAUCUGGUAUUGGACUAGACAGGACCGGGACCUUGAGGAACCAAUUAACUUCCGUCUCCCUGAGAACCGCAUUAGUAAGGAGAAAGAUGUACUCUGGUUCCGGCCCACCCUCCUCAAUGACACGGGCAACUAUACCUGCAUGUUAAGGAACAUCUCAUAUUGCAGCAAAGUUGCAUUUCCUCUGGAAGUUGUUCAAAAAGAUAGCUGCUUCAAUUCUCCCAUGAAAGUCCCAGUGCAUAGACUGUUUCUUGAAUAUGGUGUUCAGAAGAUCACUUGUCCAAAUGUAGAUGGAUUUUUUCCUUCCAGUGUCAAACCAACUGUCACUUGGUAUAUGGGCUGUCAUAAAAUACAGGACUUUAAUAAUGUGGUCCCUGAAGGCAUGAACUUGAGUUUUCUCAUAGCCUUGGUUUCAAAUAAUGGAGAUUACACAUGUGUUGUUACAUAUGCAGAAAAUGGGCGUACAUUCCAUCUCACAAGGACUCUGACUGUAAAGGUGGUAGGCUCUCCAAAAGAUGCAUUGCCUCCCCAGAUCUAUUCACCCAAUGAUCUUGUGGUCUAUGAGAAAGAACCAGGAGAGGAACUACUCAUUCCCUGUCAAGUCUUUUUUACUUUCCUGAAGGACUCUCGCAAUGAGAUUUGGUGGACUAUUGAUGGAAAAAAGCCAGAUGACACCACUAUGGACAUAACUAUUAAUGAAAGUGUCAGUCAGACCAAAACAGAAGAUGAAAAAAGAACUCAGGUUCUGAGUAUCAAGAAAGUAACUGCUGAGGAUCUCAAGCGCAACUAUGUCUGUCAUGCUAGAAAUGCCAAAGGGGAGGUUAACCAGCCCGCCAAAGUGAAGCAGAAAGUGGUAGCUCCAAGAUACACAGUGGAACUGGCAUGUGGUUUUGGAGUCACAGUCCUGCUUGUGGUGAUUCUCAUUGUCGUUUACCAUGUUUACUGGCUUGAGAUGGUCCUAUUUUACCGGGCUCAUUUUGGAACAGAUGAAACCAUUUUAGAUGGAAAGGAAUAUGAUAUUUAUGUAUCCUACGCAAGGAAUGCUGAAGAAGAAGAAUUUGUAUUACUGACCCUCCGAGGAGUUUUGGAAAAUGAAUUUGGGUACAAGCUGUGCAUCUUUGACCGCGACAGUCUGCCUGGGGGAAUUGUCACAGAUGAGACCUUGAGCUUCAUUCAGAAAAGCAGACGCCUCCUGGUUGUCCUAAGCCCCAACUACGUGCUCCAGGGAACCCAAGCCCUCCUGGAGCUCAAGGCUGGCCUAGAAAACAUGGCCUCUCGGGGAAACAUCAACGUCAUUUUAGUGCAGUACAAAGCUGUGAAGGAGAUGAAGGUGAAAGAGCUGAAGAGGGCUAAGACGGUGCUCACGGUCAUUAAAUGGAAAGGGGAGAAAUCCAAGUAUCCACAGGGCAGGUUCUGGAAGCAGCUGCAGGUGGCCAUGCCAGUGAAGAAAAGUUCCAGGUGGUCUAGAAGUGGCGAGCAGGGUCUCUCCUAUUCAUCCUUGAAAAAUGUAUGAAAGGGGCAAUGAAAGGGGUGAAAAGAUCCAUGGGAACCCCAGGAAGGAAGAGUUCCCCCUUCUUUAUACCCAAUUUAUUGUUUAAUGGACAGAAAACAAUUCUAUGGAAGUCUCCCCAUAGUGAUAAAUUUAAGGUGACUAUAUGACUGGCUGUUCUGCUUACUCAGGCAAUACUAAGGUUUAGAAUGAUAGGACCACCAGUCUGUCACCAGUACCCGAUGUCACUGUUCUUUGCAGGCGAAGACUUGGUUAAAGUGAAUUUCUCUUUCUCUAUCCUCUCACCAUGUUCCUACAUGUCUCUGUCUGUGUCUCUGUCUCUGUCUCUGUCUCUGUCUCUGUCUCUCUCUCUCUCUCUCUCUCUCUCUCUCUCUCUCUCUCUCUCUUUCUCUCUCUCCCUCCCUCCCUACCUCCCUCCUUCUCUCUCUCUCUCUGAAUUUUAACAUGGGGCAGCCUUUUGCUGUGGAUUGAAAGACCCCUUAAAACUAAGCUAUCUGUGAUGAAUUUCCAGUAUAUUCUUCUUUUUCUCUUAUUACUCAUCAUUAAAAAAAUAAUCAGGGUCUAAAUUUAUUUUAGCUGAAGAUAAUGAGCUCUUUUACUCAUUCUGCUUUACGUCACACCAUCACGACACCCACUCCUCACUUAGAACAAUACAAAGCAGUAUUACUAAAAAUGCUCCUUAUAAAUGAUUUUCUCCUACCAUACCCCCUGUGCCCUCUAUCUCAGGUAAUCAAUGUCAUAUUUGUCAACUUGAAAAAUAUACCAUAAAUUUUUUUUAUAGUAAACUUCUGAAUAUCUACACAUCAACCCAUAUUUAGCACUCCAUCUUCUCUAUCUACUGUACCUUGCUUGUAUCAGUCUUUCAGAGUUUACAGAUGGCUCCACACUUCGUUCAGUCUGCUAGUAAGCUUCCCCUAAUGGUGCUAAUAGUGAAAUAACAGCAAAGUGCUUUUAAGGCAUUUUCGGGCUUGUGAGAAAAGCGUAGAACAGGGUGUUUGGCAAUUUGUCUUUUGAUCUCAGCCUUGCUAAUGUGAGUAUUAGGAAAGUAAUUUCUCCUCACUUGUUUCUAUCCCCCCCAUUGUUAAGUGUGGAAGUUAUACUCAGUGACCUUGAGAGCUGCUUUUAUCAUUAAUAUUCUAAGAGAAUUAAUUGGAUCCCUAGUAUUUUCCCUAUUUUAUUCACUGGUACAGUUAAUACACUCACUCCAGACAAGUCAGCCGAAAAGUUACUGUCAGUGUAACUUGUUUUAGUUUGUUUUAAGUAAACUGUUACUGUUUUUAAGACUUUGAAAAGUAAAAACUAAGUCCAGAGUUUACAGAAUGAUGAAUAUCUUAUAUAUGUGUAUAUAUAUAUGUAUAUACAUGUACAUUCAUAUACACAAAUUAUAUAUAUAUGGAUCUAUAUUACAUGUAUAUGUAAUAUAGAUACACGAAUUAUAUAUGUAUAUAUACAUAUACAUAUGUGAAUUAUAUAUGUGUGUAUAUAUAUACACAUGCACACACACACACAUAUAUACACACAUGCGUAUGACUUUAAAUAGUCUUUGGCACAAUAUUACAAGCCACUGGAACUCUUGUCCAGUCUUUAAAUUACGUCUCUACUGUAAUGCUUCUGUGUCAGUGUUUUCUACAGAUUAAUAUUAUUUGUGAGUUCACAGAUCACAGAGUGGUAACUUGUUAAUUCUUGCCUUCCCUAAAUAAGUAUAAGUAACUCAUUACUGCUACAGUUGAUCUGGAUGCAGUGGCGUCUGUUGUGAACAGAGCUUCCAUGGUCAAUGCUAAGUAGUAGCCAGUCCUCUGGCAUUACUUGAUCAUCUGGUAUAUUUUGAGCACACACACUUAAAAAACAGAUAUGUUAAUCUCAGUGCCAAACUACUGGAGAAAUAAAUCUCUAUUUGGACUGUUGAGAAAUAAAGGAAAGGAAAUAAAAUACCUAUAAA